Messenger RNA from Mesocricetus auratus (golden hamster), 534 nucleotides. RefSeq names its product prorelaxin. Lineage: Eukaryota; Metazoa; Chordata; Mammalia; Rodentia; Cricetidae. Gene Ontology annotation, cellular component: extracellular region. The record is from RefSeq and is marked provisional. Gene Ontology annotation, molecular function: hormone activity.
AUGUCCUGCAAAUUCGUGCUCCAGCUCCUGGGGUUCUGGCUGCUGCUGAGCCAGCCUUGCAGGGCGCGGGUCACGAAGGAAUGGCUGGAUGAAGUCAUCCACGUGUGCGGUCGGGAAUAUGUCCGUGCGAUUUUGGACAUCUGUGCGGCCACCGUGGGGUUGGAGGCACCACCUCUGCGACGUCGGCGAAUGACAGAAGAAGCUGUAUCCUCCUUCAUCAAGGAAGAUGCAGAGCCUUUCGACACAAUGCCAAAUUUGUCAGAGAAACCCAAGACAGCACUGCCUGAAGGGCAUCCAUCUCUACCAGAGCAGCAACAAUAUGUGCCUGUAUCGAGCGAUUCAGUUGGUAGCUUGGACGACUUUAAGAAAAGUUUCCAUGCUACACAAGGUGAAGCAGAAGACAGCAGUCUUCCAGAACUUAAAUCCUUAUACUUGGACACUCUUUCGCGGAAAAAGAGGUACACUGGUAUAUACAUGAGUCAUCAGUGUUGCUUCCGUGGUUGCUCAAGAAGAUCUCUUACUGCAGCCUGCUGA